Molecule: messenger RNA, 564 nt
Organism: Cokeromyces recurvatus
Lineage: Eukaryota; Fungi; Mucoromycota; Mucoromycetes; Mucorales; Mucoraceae
Exons: 2
Coding region: 1-564 (187 amino acids)
Source: RefSeq, a predicted model, not a curated record
AUGAAUGAAUUACCCCUAUCUUUAACAUGUUUGGACUGGUUAAAUACAGAUCAAUUAUGGACAUUAUGGAAGUUCUCAAAUAAGUCUGUUAAUCAAGCUUUAUUAACAAAGAGACAAUUUCAAGAUAAAUUUCGUGUAGAAAAUUUUACUUGGAGAUUGUGGUAUCAUUGUCAUCAACAAAAACUAUCAAUUAAUAAUAACAGCGCCACUGCCGACACGAGUACUACUACCACUACUACUACCAAUAAUAAUAAUAAUAAUACCAUUAUACAAAGACCAGUUUCAAAAUUUUAUUUGGAUGAUGAAGAUGAAGAAGAAGAAUAUGAGGACGAUAAUAAUUGCUCUGUAUUUUCAUCUGAAGAAGAGGAAGAAGAAGAAGAAGAGCUUUUAUUCGAAAAAAAGUUAAACCAAUCUUAUAGCAAUACAUCAUCUCUUUUAACACAAAUGCUAAACCCUAAGCAAGAAGAAAUAAUAACAGAAUAUAAUACUACUGCUUUAAAGCGAUGUCAAGCAAAAUAUCAAUGCUUAAAUGAAUGGUUUACUACCGAAAUAAUACAGCAAUAA